Tricharina praecox is the source of this 4320-nucleotide messenger RNA. Its product is annotated as P-loop containing nucleoside triphosphate hydrolase protein. Gene Ontology annotation, cellular component: cytoplasmic stress granule; P-body. Gene Ontology annotation, molecular function: mRNA binding; ATP binding; RNA helicase activity. Gene Ontology annotation, biological process: P-body assembly; double-strand break repair; cytoplasmic stress granule assembly. The transcript has 19 exons. Bases 1 to 4320 code for a protein of 1439 amino acids. Lineage: Eukaryota; Fungi; Ascomycota; Pezizomycetes; Pezizales; Pyronemataceae. The record is from RefSeq and is a predicted model, not a curated record.
AUGGCGCCAAAAAAACGACGACAGGAGUUCACCUCCGACAACGAUGAGGAAGACGAAGAUGCUUCCUUCAACUCCGAUCGAGAAGAUGAUGAGGAAGAGCGGUCCACCGCUUCGUGUCAUGAUUACUUGGACAUUCCACUCGGCCCCUGCAUGAACUUCAUCAUUGGUCACAACGGCAGCGGAAAGAGUGCUGUGCUCACGGCACUUACCCUCUGCCUCGGAGGAAAAGUUCUUGCGACAAACCGUGGCACAUCACUCAAGAGCUUCAUCAAGGAAGGACGGGGCACCGCGAGGGUUACCGUGAAACUGUCGAACGGCGGCGAUGGCCACAGAGUGGAUGCGUAUGGUGAUGUCAUAGUCAUCCAGCGAGUAUUCAGCCGCGAUGUUGUGUCGCGGAAGAGGGAGGAAGUCGACGCGAUCACCGAUUUUUACGGUUUGCAGGACAACGCCCGAGCGUUCUUGAACGAGUCAACAAAUGCCCAGAAGUACAAAUUCUUCAACCAGGGUGUUCAGCUCGAGCAGUUGGACCAAGACUACUCUCUCAUUGCAGUCGCCAUUAAGAACGCCGAGGCGAUGCUUGAGCUCAAGAAGGAGGCCGUGGCAGCCCUCAAAAAGAAACGAGAUCAAGCGAAGGAGACGGUCAAACAGUUCGAUUCGCAAGCCUCGCUGAACCAGAGAUACGACGACCUCGUCAACCGGAGUGCUUGGCUUCAAGUCCGAGAUCGUAAGGCAGCCCUCAAGGCUCACGAAGACGUGAUGGAGAUACACGCCCGGAAGAUCGCUGCGGCGGAGAAGGAACGAGAUAAGGCUUCAGCCGACUUCGAUGCAGCCAAUCUUGAACUGGAAAACAUCAAAGCCCAAAUCGAGGAGGCGACAACCCUGCUAGAACCGAUCGAAGACGAGAAGGCGCAGAAGAAGGAGCAGCUGAGCAACAACAGAAGCGAGCUGUUAGAGUACCAGCGCCAACAACGUGAGACGAAGGGAGAGAUGGUCAAAACGGACAGGAAAAUUGCUGAGUGCAAAUCAAAAAUCCGUUCCGAGGAAGACCGACUAGAAGAGCAAAACGGAGGAAGCAGUACCCGUUUGAUGGAUUCAAUCAAAGCUUUCCAAGUUGAGGUUGAUGACCUGAAAUCGCAACGGUCCCAAAUCGAAGCAGGACGAGAGGAUAGAGGCCUUGACCACCACGCGGCAGUCCAGGCGAAAAACGAAGCCGAGACUCGGGUCAGUGCCAAACAGAAAGAAAUUGACUCCAAGCGCCAAUUGUUCGAGCGGCUUGAUCGAGCCGGCUCGGAUCCGCUGGGGGGCUUUCACCCUAAGAUGAAACAUCUGCUGGAUGCUAUCGAUAAUGAGCGAGGCUUUCGGGAAAAACCCAUUGGUCCGCUCGGGAUGUACAUGAGUCUCAAGAAGCCACAAUGGUCGAGCAUUGUCGAGAAAUUCUUCGGGAAUAAGGUGAAUGGGUUUGUCGUGGCUAGUCAUGAGGAUGGCAAAUUGCUGGAUAGGGUCAUCAAACGUGCCGGGCUUUCGAACGUCCCGUACUUCGUUGUACCACGCGAGAAGAUAACCAUCGAGGAACCAGCGGCCAAUUACGACACUAUGCUUAGGGUCCUGGAUAUCAGGAACGAAGCGGUUCGCACCCAGUUGAUCAUCUUCAGCGGCAUCGAACAGGUCGUCCUGAUCGAGAACUUGCGCGAAGCUAAUAACGUUAUGGCUGCCAGAAGUCCCGAAGACCGUAUCUCCAGCUGCUACGCGCUCAAUCGCUCAAGGCCUGGCUGGGGCCACAAAGUUGGCGGUAGUUACGGUGUGAUGAGUGUAACACCUAUCUCCCCGUGGUCGGGCAUGGCUCGAAUCAAGUCACAGGGAAUGGAUCAACGCGAGACUGUUCGAACUAGUAUCAGAUACCUGGAGGAGGAAUUGCGGGUGUUGCAGUCCGCUGCACAUUCAGCAGGAACCGUUGAGGUCGAACGUCGUAGAGCCGUACAGUCAGCAGAGAGUCGCCGUAAAGAGCUUGUGAUUGAGAUCCAACGUAAAGAGGAGAAGAUUGAGCGUUUGAACAAUAAGAUCGAAGAGAUAGCCGUGGAUGGUGAACUCAAUGUUCUCCAACAGGACCUCAAGUUGGCCGAGGAGGAUAGGGAGCAUGGCGAGAACACCUAUCGCGAUCUGGAAACGAACAUUGCUCGGAUGAAUGCAGCCCAGGCCGUCAUCGAAGGGGAACUCCGAAGCCUUCAGCAAGAUUUGGAUCGUGCUACGCAACAGGUCAAGUCAAUUCAGGACGAAUACACUCGCAUCAACGGACGGCGGACGAAAGCCCUAUCCAGGAAGAACGAUUUGCUGGCCAAACUAGAUCAGUUUGAAGCUGUCGAGCAGGAACUCCAAGCUAAGAAAGAGGAGUUAAAUGAGAUGCUUCAGGCACAAGGGGUCUGCGACGAGGUCCCCGUCCCCGACACGGAGACGAUGGCAACUUUGGACAAAAAGCUUACGAAAGUCAGAAAUGACAUCCUUACUUCCGAAAAGAGCAAAGAGGAAGCAGUCAAGGCACUCCUCAAGUUCCAGAAAGACUACGAGGCGUCGAAGAAUGAGCGCCGAUGGGAACUCUUCCAGAGUUUCAUCAGUAUCCGCGCCCGGGCUCAUGGCGAAAAGUCGGGAAAGCGGGGACCCAAGACUCUGUCUGGCGGUGAACGGUCUUUCUCGACCAUCUGUCUUCUGUUGGCUCUCUGGGAGGCAAUGGGCUCCCCACUGCGCUGUCUGGACGAAUUCGACGUGUACAUGGACCAUAUCAACCGAAGUAUCAGUGUGGAGAUGAUGCUUAAAGCCGCCGAACGUUCGGCCGGCAAGCAGUUCAUUCUGAUCACUCCGCAGAAUAUGAACCAGGUGACGAGCACUCGCUGCAAGAUCUUCCGGGGUGACGACUGGAAGGCGCAAUUGAAGGCUCCUACAAAAGACUUGAGGCCACAGACAGAGGAUGUCACCAACACGAAGGGCCUGGAAUUCGAGGAUCUAUACAUCAAGCGUGAACUGUUAAUGGGGAUUUUCGAGGCUGGUUUCGAAAAGCCCUCGCCUAUACAAGAGGAAACUAUACCCGUUGCUCUAACUGGCCGAGACAUCCUUGCUCGAGCAAAGAACGGCACUGGCAAGACUGCUGCAUUCGUUAUCCCCGCACUAGAACGAGUCAACCCCAAGAGCCCAAAGACCCAAGCUCUGAUCCUUGUGCCCACCAGAGAAUUGGCCCUGCAGACGUCGCAGGUUUGCAAGACACUGGGCAAGCACCUGGGCAUCAAUGUCAUGGUCACGACUGGAGGAACAGGAUUGAAGGACGACAUCAUUCGUCUAAACGAGGCUGUACAUAUUCUCGUCGGCACACCAGGAAGAAUCCUCGAUCUUGCCGGUAAAGGCGUCGCCGAUUUCACAGAAUGCCCCACUUUCAUCAUGGACGAGGCAGACAAGCUGCUGAGUCCCGAGUUCACUCCCAUCAUCGAACAACUCCUCGCAUACUUCCCCAAGGAUCGCCAAAUCAUGCUCUUCAGCGCUACAUUCCCGCUUGUUGUAAAGAGCUUCAUGCUACAAAUCAACCAAUCUAUCAUAUUCUGCAAUUCGACAAACCGCGUCGAGUUAUUGGCCAAAAAGAUUACUGAGCUUGGAUACUCCUGCUUCUACUCGCACGCAAAGAUGUUGCAGAACCACCGUAACCGUGUCUUCCACGACUUCCGAAACGGCGUUUGUCGCAACUUGGUCUGCUCCGACCUUCUCACCCGUGGUAUCGACAUUCAAGCGGUCAACGUAGUCAUCAACUUCGAUUUCCCAAAGAAUGCCGAGACCUACCUCCAUCGUAUUGGUCGUUCGGGCCGAUUCGGGCAUCUGGGUCUGGCCAUCAACCUGAUCAACUGGGAUGACAGGUUCAACCUCUACAAGAUUGAGCAGGAACUGGGAACCGAAAUUCAACCCAUUCCCCCGAUCAUCGACAAGAGUCUCUAUGUUUACGACUCACCAGAAACAAUUCCUCGCCCUCCCCCUGCCCCUCAACAGCAGAAUACGCGAUCCAACCAGCAGCAGCCCGGUGGUCAGCAACAGCUUCAGCAGUCAAGGAACGGUGGCCAGCAGCCUCCCGCCGGACGAUCCAACCAGCAGAGGCCUCGACAAUAUCAGCAGCAGGGUAGCAACCAAGGCCAGUAUCAUUCACAGAACCAAUCCCAGCAGCAGCAGCAGCAGCAGCAGCAGCAGCAGCAGCAGCAAGGGCGCAGACCACCUCGGUUCAACAAUCAGCAACAGAGGUCAAACGGCUUCUCGUCGGCGGAUUCUGGAACUGCCCCUCCACGGGGUCAGUAG